AAAACAUAAUAUUAUUAUGAAAUCAUGAAUACCUAUUGAAUGUAUUACGGAAUCGGGAAUUCGAUCUGCAUUUCAGGCUACAGCUUAAAACUGAGUUAAAAGUAUAAAUUAUAUUGUUUCGCGAAUUAAGAUAAUAAUAUAAAAUGUACUAACAUUAUUGAUUAAUGACAAAUAAGUACCUAACUUAAUUCGUGUAUUCUGUCGACGCUUUACUUGUCUUAAUGUCAUUUUUUUAGACAAACUCAUUAAUUCAUUAUAACUAUUGUAAUCCUUAUUACGUGCAUAUUACAGACUGUCUGUGUGUGUAUUAUAUUCUCAUCAUAUUUUAAUUAAAUUAAUAUUAAAUUAAAUUCUUUUAAAAGAUGUCUCAAAACGAAAUUAGUAACUAUGUAAGGACUGCUGAAGAUGUAAAAAAAGUCAUAGAGCACGCAAAACUUUCAGAAAACGAUCUUAAACCAAAUGUACAACCUAUUUAUUUUGGAGAGAAGUUUGAAAACUACAAACUGUUGCAGUUGGAUGAACACAUACUGGCAGAUCUUAAAUGUGGUCAAACUGUGGUAUUCAAAGGAGAUCAUAAAGAAUCUGCUGUUUUGUGUACUAAGACUAAGACCUAUGAUGUUAAAGAAGCUGAAACAUCAAAUUCAAUUUUAUUACUUCCUGAAUUAACAUUUCCAGAUGAAGAGUUCAACAACAUGGAACUUACUAGCAGAAAAGUAGUUGGUAUAUUCCAUACAUACUUAGAAGUGAAACCUUGUAAACCACGUCUUACAAAAUUGAGAUAUUUACUAAAAAAUUGUAGUUAUAAAGGAUCAGAACUUGAAAAAGAAGUAUUGGCAACCAGUGAAAUGUAUACAUUUGAGCAUUUAUCGGCCAAAAUACAAGCUAGUGAUAAUGAACUAAAAGAUGCUCUUAAAGAAAUGGGCGCAUUCCAAAUUGAUGGUAAUUGGAGAGUGCUAGAUUUUGAAUAUGAAUGUAGAGCUUUAUCAUUUUUAUUAAAUUUGAUUGAUGAACAGUCAUGGCCUUAUAAUACUAUACCUAUGGACGAAACUCUCAAUAUCCUUAGUGAAUUAUUGCCUCCGGUAAUACUGCAACAUAUUAUUGAUCAAUAUAGUACUUGGUGUGUAUCAUCAAAUUUAAGUCAAACACACAGAUCACUAAUUGAAGACAAAGUGUGUAGAUUUAUGGCUGUCGGACUUUUACGUCCAUGUGACAAAUUUAAUUUAACUGAUUUCAAGACAGCCUGGCAAGGAAGUGUUCCAGAAGGAAUGAUUACAAACUUGAAACAAUUGGACGGUACAGUUCUUGUUGAUCAAUCCAGUCAUCCACAGACAAUUUGUUAUUUCAAUGAACAAGACUUACCAGACGAUAUAUUAGAAAGAAUUGUUCACUUAUUUCAAGUCAGAAAUAAAUGGACAUUCAAUGAAAUACAACCAUUUCUUGAGAAAUUGUCUACUGAUAAAUUGAAUGUAAAUACUCUGUUAGCUAAGUAUACCAGAGCUACUACUGAUGCGGACGGAGUGCGGUUUUAUUGUUCAAGAUAUAGUUCAAUAAUGUGAUCAGAUUGAUAUAGCAAUAACACUGUAUACAAUAUACAUGCAUUAAAUUAAACUUAUAAAAAAUUCUGUCUAAAGUAAAACAAUAUAAUGUAAAUAAAUAUUAAUUUUAAGAUAUAUCUAUAUAUGUAUAAAAAAAAU
Messenger RNA from Metopolophium dirhodum (rose-grain aphid), 1694 nucleotides. Its product is annotated as sister chromatid cohesion protein DCC1. The coding region runs from base 363 to 1556 and encodes 397 amino acids. The transcript is spliced from 9 exons. The record is from RefSeq and is a predicted model, not a curated record. Lineage: Eukaryota; Metazoa; Arthropoda; Insecta; Hemiptera; Aphididae. Gene Ontology annotation, cellular component: nucleus; Ctf18 RFC-like complex; chromatin. Gene Ontology annotation, biological process: maintenance of mitotic sister chromatid cohesion; mitotic sister chromatid cohesion.